Messenger RNA from Funneliformis caledonium, 369 nucleotides. The record is from the annotation of a GenBank genome assembly. NCBI's taxonomy places the organism in Eukaryota, Fungi, Glomeromycota, Glomeromycetes, Glomerales, Glomeraceae.
AUGGUCUGUCAUGACGAACUGGCUUUUUCAUCAAGCAAUGAUGACAAAUCAUCUCAUCGCCAAAUGGUUGGCAUGAAUGAGUUGAGCAAAGUUCACCUUCCCAGAGAAUUGUCGCCAAAUGGCCGUCACAAAGGACUCUGUCAUUUUCUCCACAGAAAAGCCAAGCGUCCAUCGCCGAAUGGCCGUCAUGGAAUCGCUUGGAAGAUGCAAAUAAAUAUCUUUGAUGACAAAUUAGCUCAUCGCCAAAUGGCCGACAUGAGUGAGUUGAGCAAAGUUCACCUUCCCAGAGACUUGUCGCCAAAUGGCCGUCACAAAGAACUCUGUCAUUUUCUGCGCCUAUUACUGAAAAGUCUUGGAGAUUUAAUAUGA